GUGGUGCUUUAAACCUGAAAGGAUUUACCCGGAAGCUGCUUUUCACUUUCCGGAUAAUUGGGGCAAGAUGGCGACAUCCAUAACGAGGACCUUUGGGUCUCUUCGUAUCGUUGCACGCAGAGGUUUAAAGAAUGCUGAGUUAGCUCUGAAUAUACAGCAUCCUGGCCCACUUUUCUUGCCGGUUCGGACCAAGAAGAGGCACUUUAUUCCUCCAGCGGUGGGCAUGAAGGGGAAGAAGGAAGAAAACCCAGAGGCUAAGGCUCGAGCAGCUGGCAUCGUCUUCCGACAGCAGUACUUAGAGAGACCCAUUAACAUCGCCUGCUCAGCGGGAGUGUUUGACCCGUACAUCCCUCCAGAAGGAGACGCACGCCUUUCCACUCUGUCUAAGGAAGGCCUGAGACAGCGAACAGAACAGAUACGACAGAGCGCCGCUUCACAACUCGCGAUUCGUAAAGUCAAAGAAUAUGAUUCACAGUUCAGCACAAAGACGUUUGCAGAGCAAGCUCAAGAGAUCUUCAUAGAGGCUCACAACGCCCUGACACAAUUCAAUAAAGAGAAGCUUCAUUCUCUGGUUACAGAAAGAUGUUAUCCUGAGAUGACGAGAGGCAACCGUUACAAGACGAUCCGAUGGAGGUUUGUCGAGUCACUGGAACCGCCCAGAGUGGUGCAUACCCGCUGCCCCGACAUGGUCACUAAAGGCAACCUGUAUGGGCAGGUUACAGUUCGUAUGCACUCCAAGCAGAUGUUAGCGAUCUAUGAUCGCUUCGGGCGGCUGAUGCUGGGCAGCGAGGAGCAACCAAAGGACGUCCUGGAGUACCUGGUCAUUGAAAGGCACCUGGUCAACCCCUACAGUAGAUGGAGGCUACACGGGAAAAUUGUGCCCUCAUGGGCUCCUCCCAAAGACCCAGUUAUUAAGACGGUUGCCAUACCUGGUCCAGAGCUGAAGCCAUGGGAAGAAUUUGAUGCCCUCAACUAUGAAGUUCCCAAACCAGCAGCAGUACAGUGGAAUAAGUAGGUCAGCAGGGGGCGCUGGUCAUUACAUUAAAGUGAGGACAUUAAGGAAAUACUCAUGACAUUGAAUUUUUGGAUGGAGUUACUCUUGCUUGAGGAGGAAACCAUGCUUUGUUUUUUUUUCUGCUUCCUUCUAUUAAGAAAAAAUCUUUUAGAUUUUGACGGAUGUGAAGAAAAAUCUGAGUUUUGGUUCAAACAACCUGCUGUGCUCUGAAGUCACCAGAUCAACAUCAUUUUUUGUUAUGCUUGUGAGAAUAAUUUUAUUUGUACAUGCGAGAAAUAAAAAUGCACAGAGCUCUAGAAACGGAGUGGUUUAUUUCUGCACCAAAUGUACAAGAUGCCGACUUCUGCAGUGGAAAAUGAAUAUUGCUAAUAAUGAUGGUUCUACCUGCUUUUCUUCACAAGGCAAAUCAUGGACUGUGUUGCAGUAAUCCAGACACAUGUUUAAAAAGACGUGAUACAAAUAUGAUACAGAGCUUACAAAAUAACUUGACAAACACAAAAUAGUUCUCGGUUUGAUGGUGAAUUCUCAGAAUAAACCAUUUUCUUGCAUUCUGAGAUGUACACGUAAGCAUAAUUUCUCUUAUGUUGUAGGAACGUUAUUAUGCCACAAACAUGAUUUAAAUGAAAUGUAAAAAUUA
Molecule: messenger RNA, 1652 nt
Organism: Xiphophorus couchianus (Monterrey platyfish)
Lineage: Eukaryota; Metazoa; Chordata; Actinopteri; Cyprinodontiformes; Poeciliidae
Gene: mrpl45
Product: mitochondrial ribosomal protein L45
Exons: 8
Coding region: 68-1015 (315 amino acids)
Cellular component (GO): mitochondrion
Source: RefSeq, a predicted model, not a curated record